CUGCGGCAAAGAAACAGAAUGCGGGCAGGUCGAAUACAACAACGGCGCCACAAGAUAAUGCAGGUAAUGUUACAGACAAUGGCAUCAUUACUAUUGAUCCGGGUGUCAUAUUGCAAUCAAAUCAAAAUGUGAAUCAGUCUCAAUCUGCGAUACCGCCGGGUAGUGACAUGCACCGCGCUCUAGCCUGGUUAUCACAGCUCGCAUCUCAAGGUAAUUUCCCAUCUCCUCCACCCGCUGCUUCACGUACAAAUAUCUCCUCACCCCAAUCUCUCCAAAGUCAGUUACCGCUCACAUAUCCCGUGGAAGUAAUAGGCUCACACGUAAAGGAAGCCGUUCGGCAAAAAAUCCUCAAUGGCGAGUAUGUUGACUUCCGUAAUUUGCUCCCAUCGGAUAACCAACCUCUCGAUGACCAUGUCCCGCUUAGACUUGUUUCAGAUAGCAAUGGUCAGGUCUUGUUCAAGCCAUAUGAAUCUCACACUGCACGUCCACUGACUAUUAGCGCAUGGACGACUGCUUUCCAUAUCUUCAUGGGGAUAUACGUAAGCAAGCACGCAGACCGAGUGCAGGAAUUACUGUCAUACGCUGAAACAAUCAGGGGAGCAGCCUUCAAGCACGGCGGAGAUUCAUGGGCAACCUACGAUUAUCACUUGCGUCACAAAAUGGCACGUGACCCAGCCAGGUCAUGGGGUAAGAUUGACGGUGACCUUUGGUUAAAGUGUAUGUUGCCAGGUAAGAAAACCAUGUCACCAAGCAUUCCUUCUUUCUCCAAAACGUCAAAGGGUGAUGAUAAUGUAUGUUGGGAUUUUAAUCGUUCUCAGUGUACAAGAUCCGUGUGCAAGUUCCCACACAGGUGUUCCAAGUGUCAGAGUUUCAACCACGGUGCCCGCUCUUGUCAGUCGUCACUUUUUCGUUCCCGAAACGCACCAGGCACGACCCAGCAACACCACAAGUACCAAAAUGCCAGCACAACCGUCACAAGUACAGGUAAAACAAUUGGCUCAGGUACCAAUAAAUCUUACUAA
This is a messenger RNA of Haliotis rubra (blacklip abalone), 1022 nucleotides long. RefSeq lists its product as uncharacterized. NCBI's taxonomy places the organism in Eukaryota, Metazoa, Mollusca, Gastropoda, Lepetellida, Haliotidae. The transcript has a single exon. The record is from RefSeq and is a predicted model, not a curated record. Bases 168 to 1022 code for a protein of 284 amino acids.